Benincasa hispida (wax gourd) is the source of this 2463-nucleotide messenger RNA. RefSeq names its product putative receptor protein kinase ZmPK1. NCBI's taxonomy places the organism in Eukaryota, Viridiplantae, Streptophyta, Magnoliopsida, Cucurbitales, Cucurbitaceae. The record is from RefSeq and is a predicted model, not a curated record. Gene Ontology annotation, biological process: recognition of pollen; protein phosphorylation. Gene Ontology annotation, molecular function: ATP binding; protein serine/threonine kinase activity.
UCACAAUUCUCAGAAUGUUGGCUUCUCAUUUGUUGCUUUGUCUACUAAUUGCUGCAUUCUCCUCUGUUUAUGCAGCUCCAUCAUUAACGGGACUGCGGAGGCUGGCUUCAGGAAACUCCAUAUCCGUGGACGACGCAAACCAGUUCCUCAUUUCUCCAAAUGGAACCUUUUCAUCUGGGUUUUAUCGUGUAGGGAACAAUUCCUAUUGUUUCUCAAUAUGGUUCACAAAUAGCUUCGAUAAAACUGUCGUAUGGAUGGCUAACAGAGACAAACCCGUUAAUGGACGACAGUCUCGAUUGACCCUCAAUUUCGAUUCCAAUUUGGUUUUGACCGAUGCCGACGACACCGUCGUUUGGUCAACCGACACAACUUCCGACGGCGAAAUUGAGCUUCGACUUCUCGAAACUGGAAAUCUCGUGGUGAUGAAUCAAUCCCAACAUUUCAUUUGGCAGAGCUUCGACUUCCCCACCGAUACUCUUCUUCCAACUCAACGUUUUCUCAAAACAUCAACUUUGAUCUCAAUGAGAAGUCCAGCCACAUAUUUAUCAGGCUUUUAUUACUUCAAAUUCAACGAUGACAACGUUCUGAAUCUCAUUUUCAACGGCCCUUCACUCUCUAGUAUCUAUUGGCCUUAUACUUUGGUACUCGUAUUCGUGAACGGCCGAACUCCUUACAAUAGCUCCAGAAUUGCAAUUCUAGACGAGACGGGAAGCUUUAGAUCGAGUGACAAAUUCGAAUUCAAUGCUACAGAUUAUGGGGUUGGUCCAAAGAGGAGAUUAACAAUGGAUUAUGAUGGGAUUUUGAGAUUAUACAGCCUUGAUGAAUCGACCGGAAACUGGAAGAUCACGUGGCUUCCGGGUGGGAGAAUCGAUGCGUGUAUGGUUCAUGGGUUAUGUGGAGAUUAUGGAAUUUGUGAAUAUAAUCCAAUUCCAACUUGUACUUGUCCACCUGGUUUUUCAAGAAACGAUCCUUCAGAUUGGACAAAAGGGUGUAAAUCCCCUUUUAAUUUCACCUGUGAUUCCAAUUCUAAUUCUUCCAAGGGAGUGGAUUUCAUUCCUCUUCCUAAUACGGAUUACUUCGGCUAUGAUUGGGGUUAUGCCUCAGGCGUGUCCAUUGAAAUAUGCAAGAACAUUUGCCUUAGUAAUUGCGAGUGCUCUGGUUUUGGAUAUGCAAUGGAUGGAUCAGCACAAUGUUAUCCCAAAACCGCUCUCCGUAAUGGGUAUCGAAAGCCCGACACGGCGGUGCAAAUGUUUAUGAAGGUUCCAAAGGGUUUAGGAAGAAGCUGGUUGGAGCAAAAUUCUUCAAGUGAAUUGAAUUGUUCGAAUUCAGAGCUUGUUCUGAACACUCAUAUGUAUGGGGAAAAGGGCGAUAAGUUCCGAUAUAUGGGUUUGUUAAUAGGAUUGGUAGUGACUGUUGGAGCGAGUGAGCUUAUUUUCAUUGGUUUUGGAUGGUGGUUUAUUUUUCGAAAGCGGGUGAAUGAAGAAUUGGUUAAUAUGGGUUACAUUGUAUUAGCCAUGGGGUUCAAAAGAUUCUCGUAUGAGGAAAUGAAAAGAGCCACAAAAAAUUUCAAGCAAGAGAUUGGAAAAGGAGGAUUUGGUACUGUUUACAAAGGAGAAUUGGAAGAUGGAAGAGUUGUGGCUGUGAAGAGAUUAGAAGGCGUUUUACAAGGUGAUGCAGAGUUUUGGGCAGAGGUUAGUAUAAUUGGAAAGAUAAACCACAAAAACUUAGUGAAAUUAUGGGGUUUUUGCGCUGAGAAACACCAUAAAAUGUUGGUAUAUGAGUAUGUAGAAAAUGGAUCAUUGGACAAACAUUUGUUCUCGGAUGAUUCAAUUGAAGAAGUAACGUUGGGGUUGGAACAAAGAUACGAAAUUGCAGUUGGAACAGCAAAGGGUUUGUCGUAUUUGCAUGAAGAAUGUCUUGAAUGGGUUCUUCAUUGCGAUAUCAAGCCUCAAAACAUACUUCUUGAUGAGGGUUUGGAAGCGAAAGUUGCGGAUUUUGGAAUGUCGAAGCUUUUUGGAGAAAUUAAUGAAAGUGGGUUUUCAAAGGUGCGUGGGACAAGAGGGUAUUUAGCUCCGGAAUGGAUGAUGAAUCUUAAGAUUGAUGCAAAGGCAGAUGUUUAUAGUUAUGGGAUUGUUGUAUUGGAGCUGAUUAGUGGGAAAAAUGCAUCUAAUUUUCAAUGGUCGGGCAAUGAAGAAGAAGGGGAAUGUACGGAUUUAGUGAAGUGGAUAAUGAAGAGGAUUGAAAAAGGUGAGGUUAAGAAAGUGGUGGAUCAGAGAUUGAAUGUGGAAGAUGGAGAGCAAAAGAAAAAGAUGGAAAUAUUGUUGAAAGUGGCCGUUGAAUGUGUAGGAGAAGAUCGAAAUUCGAGACCUGCAAUGAGUCAAAUUGUAGAGCUUCUUACUUGCUACGAACGAGAUGUUGUUUGUAAUUGAAAAAUGUUAUCCUUACGCACAAUAAUAUUGGCAU